CUCACCCGGGGAGGCGCUUCUUGACAGCCUGCCCUUCAGGGGCCAUGGAGAAUGCCAUCUACAAAAGCAGAAAAGAAAAACAAAUCAGCUUGCAGGUCAAGUCAUCUGUGCACAACUUGAGCAAAACUCAGCAGACCAAACUCACUGUGGGAAGCCUGGGGUUAGGCUUGAUCAUCAUCCAGCAAGGGCCCUACCUCCAGAUCACACACCUCAUCAAGAAGGGGACUGCAGCCAGGGAUGGAAAACUCCAGCCAGGUGAUGUUCUGAUUAGUGUUGGCCAAGCCAAUGUGUUAGGAUAUACUCUUCGUGAAUUUUUAAAGCUUUUGCAACAUAUCACCAUAGGAACAACACUGCAAAUAAAGGUUUACCGAGAUUUUAUUGAGAUACCUGAAGAAUGGCAAGAAAUAUGUGGUUUAAUCCCGGAGACCAAAUUCCCAGUAACAUGCACAAACAAGAAAACUGAGCAGACAAAAGACUCUUUCGCAAGCACUGAGGACAAGGAAGACGCAGUUUUAGAUAAAAAACUUAAGUAUUAUAAAUCCCCACAGUCCACUGGGCAUCAUCCUGCAAGAAGACCGAUGUCAAUCUCCAGAGAAUGGCAUGAAUAUAAAAAGAAGAGCCAGACUAUCAGUGUAGGAACAGACAUUAACUGUGAUGUCAUGAUUCACAGAGACCACAAGAAAGAAUUGAGAGCUCCUUCCCCAUACUGGACAAUGGUGAAGCAAGACAAAGACAGUUCCUCCUCCUCCUCAGCCUCAGACAUAUUCUGGCUGGAAGACUAUGCCCAAGUUGAAAAGGGCAAGGGUCAACAUGCAUCAAAAGUUGGUUACUAG
Messenger RNA from Artibeus jamaicensis (Jamaican fruit-eating bat), 833 nucleotides. It is a transcript of the gene PDZD9, whose product is annotated as PDZ domain containing 9. Lineage: Eukaryota; Metazoa; Chordata; Mammalia; Chiroptera; Phyllostomidae. The transcript has 4 exons. The coding region runs from base 45 to 833 and encodes 262 amino acids. The record is from RefSeq and is a predicted model, not a curated record. Gene Ontology annotation, molecular function: protein binding.